Trichobilharzia regenti is the source of this 366-nucleotide messenger RNA. Lineage: Eukaryota; Metazoa; Platyhelminthes; Trematoda; Strigeidida; Schistosomatidae. The record is from the annotation of a GenBank genome assembly.
AUGUCAUUAUCUGAUAAUCACUUCUAUCUUCAUUUAAACGACUACCUAAUGAAAAUAAAUAUUCUAAAAUCAAAUUACACUAAUUCAGCAACAUCGGAUUCAGUAAUUCUGACAUCAUUUCCACUCACUGCUCGCGAUCACCAGCAGCGUGAUAAUGAUGUGAAUCAAAAUAAAUAUGGCAGUAAUUGCUCUAUAUUUCAUAAUGAUAAUAGUGUUACUGGACUGGAGAAUCGUAAAAAAUCAGAAUCAUUUUUAUCAUCACAAUUAACGACAGGAGCAUCGAGUACAAGUUCAUCAUCAGUUUCAAUAUUAUCAAAUUUAUCCCAGUAUACGGAUGAUCUGUGGAAAUAUUUUAUUAAUAAAUAA